This is a messenger RNA of Pseudopodoces humilis (Tibetan ground-tit), 1085 nucleotides long. RefSeq names its product Sin3A associated protein 30 (gene SAP30). Gene Ontology annotation, cellular component: histone deacetylase complex. Lineage: Eukaryota; Metazoa; Chordata; Aves; Passeriformes; Paridae. Gene Ontology annotation, molecular function: protein binding; transcription coregulator activity. The record is from RefSeq and is a predicted model, not a curated record. Gene Ontology annotation, biological process: regulation of DNA-templated transcription.
GCCGCCGCCGCUCCGGUAGUUGCGGGGCUUGGCCGGCGGCUGCUGGCGGGGAGAGUCCUUUCCGCAACGCGUGGGCCGGACGCCCUCGAGGGCGGACCUGCGCCCCGGUACCGCCGCUGAAGGGAGGCAGGCAGGGAGCGGGGGAGCCCCCCGCCGGGCCGCGGCGCCUCGCCGGGGAAGUUUGGUGCGGGGUGAGAUCCCACCGGCCGCGGCGGUGGCGCCGGGUAUGAACGGCUUCGCCCCCGAGGAGGUGACCCAGCGCGGCACAGAGCCCGCCGCCGCGGCGGUGGUGGGCAAUGCGGGCUCCGCCGUGGAGGUGCCGCCGCCGCCGGCGCCGCCGGGGCUGGGUCCGGCCGCCGCCGCGGGCUCGGCGGGCGGCGGGUGCGCGGGCGGCCCCGGGGCCGGGCAGCUGUGCUGCCUGCGGGAGGAGGGGGAGCGAUGCGGCCGCGCCGCCGGCAACGCCAGCUUCAGCAAGCGCAUCCAGAAGAGCAUUUCGCAGAAGAAGGUGAAGAUCGAGCUGGACAAGAGCGCAAGACAUCUGUACAUUUGUGACUUCCACAAAAAUUUAAUUCAGAGUGUGAGAAAUAGAAGAAAGAGGAAAGGCAGCGAUGAUGAUGGUGACUCACCAGUGCAAGACAUCGACACUCCAGAGGUUGAUUUAUAUCAGUUACAAGUAAACACACUUCGAAGGUACAAAAGACACUUCAAGCUACAGACGAGACCAGGACUUAACAAAGCACAGCUUGUUGAAAUAAUUGGCUGCCAUUUUAGGACAAUUCCAGUGAAUGAAAAGGACACCUUAACAUACUUCAUCUACUCGGUGAAGAAUGACAAGAACAAACCAGAUCUAAAGAUGGAUAGUGGGGUUCAUUAGGCAGAAAAGUUUGGGACUGAGACUCAGGCUGCAAAUCAAAAGACUGCAUAUUUGUUGAUAUGCAAAAGCUUUCUUUGUAACUUUUCUCCUGAGAGAGUUUGUCUGUUUUAUUUUUCAUAACCUUGCUGAUUUGUUUGAAAACCAUCUCUUAUGAAACAAAUUUCCUCAGCAAAAGUAUUUUAAAUAAAUAUUACUGAUAUUGUUGCUCAAA